AUGCGCAAGAUCUGCACUGCCGAGCUCCUGAGCGCAAAGAACGUCAAGUCAUUCGAGCAUGUCCGGCUGGACGAGGGAUACCGAUUGGUCAGUUCUCUCAUGAGGAAAGAACAAGAAGAAGAAGAAGAAGCCGUUGAUCUGACCCACAGGAUCUUCGAGUUCACGAGUGCGUUUACGUACAGGGUGGUGUUUGGGGGAGUUGGUGUGAGGGACCGGGCAGCACUUGUGGCUAUGAUCAGGAAGGCGGUCACCAUGGCAGCCGGGUUCGAGCUGGCGGAUUUGUUCCCCUCGAUCAAGUUGCUACAUGCCCUGAGCUGGAACAGGGUUAAGUUGGUGAGGAUGAGGCGUAAAGUUGACGAGAUGCUUGACGAGAUGUUGAAGGAGCAUAGGAGGAAGGGAAGGAGUGGGGAAUUUGGUGGAGAGGACAUUGUGGAUGUUUUGCUUAGAAUGCAAAAGGAUGGGGGCCUCAACUUUCCCAUUACGGACGACAAUAUCAAGGGUGUCGUCUUU
Striga hermonthica is the source of this 510-nucleotide messenger RNA. The record is from the annotation of a GenBank genome assembly. Lineage: Eukaryota; Viridiplantae; Streptophyta; Magnoliopsida; Lamiales; Orobanchaceae.